CGCGAUCCUGUCACUCCCCCACAAAAUUUUUCUCGCUCCGAUUCGCAUUUCCUGAGAACUUUCCCACCGUUUUCUCGGAAAAUCCUUCGCAUUUCCAGUUCGUCUUCCCAACUUCGAUCUACUCGGCGAUGGAGUCCCUGGGCAAGCCGAAGAAGGGCGCAGGAGGUAGGAGGGGAGGCGGCCCGAAGAAGAAGUCCGUCCCUCGCUCCGUCAAGGCCGGCCUCCAAUUCCCGGUCGGCCGUAUCGGGAGGUACCUGAAGAAAGGCCGCUACUCGCAGCGCCUCGGCUCCGGAGCUCCGGUCUACCUCGCCGCCGUCCUCGAGUACCUCGCCGCCGAGGUUCUGGAGCUGGCGGGCAAUGCGGCGAGGGACAACAAGAAGAACAGGAUCAUCCCGAGGCACGUGCUGUUGGCGGUGAGGAACGACGAGGAGCUCGGGAAGCUGCUCGCCGGAGUGACGAUCGCGCAUGGAGGCGUGCUGCCGAACAUCAACCCGGUCCUCCUGCCGAAGAAGACGGACAAGGCGAGCAAGGAACCCAAGUCCCCGUCAAAAGCCACCAAAUCGCCAAAGAAGGCGGCUUAGGCUUCGAUUUAGGGUAUUUAGGGUUUGCUUUGAGAACUUCUGGUUCUUAAUAGUUUAAAUGGUUGCUUGUUCCCGUCUCUCCAUGUACGUACUGCUCUGAAGGUGGUGGGUCUUUUUGGUUUUCUUACUGGGGAUUUCUACUUUUUGAGUCUUGUGCUUCAAUGAAAUGAGAUGGCCAGAUUUUACAUGCUUUGGCAGAAAAAAGAAGAAGAUGGUCCUUUCCUUUCCCCUU
Messenger RNA from Rhodamnia argentea, 813 nucleotides. RefSeq names its product histone H2A-like. Gene Ontology annotation, cellular component: nucleosome. Bases 129 to 581 code for a protein of 150 amino acids. The transcript has 2 exons. NCBI's taxonomy places the organism in Eukaryota, Viridiplantae, Streptophyta, Magnoliopsida, Myrtales, Myrtaceae. The record is from RefSeq and is a predicted model, not a curated record. Gene Ontology annotation, molecular function: protein heterodimerization activity; DNA binding; structural constituent of chromatin.